This is a messenger RNA of Portunus trituberculatus (swimming crab), 742 nucleotides long. Its product is annotated as glutamate receptor ionotropic, delta-2-like. Gene Ontology annotation, cellular component: membrane. Gene Ontology annotation, molecular function: glutamate-gated receptor activity. The record is from RefSeq and is a predicted model, not a curated record. NCBI's taxonomy places the organism in Eukaryota, Metazoa, Arthropoda, Malacostraca, Decapoda, Portunidae. The transcript has 3 exons. The coding region runs from base 1 to 621 and encodes 206 amino acids.
AUGGUCUAUGCAAACUUAUAUGGAACCAAGCAAGCUGAUGGGACGUGGUCAGGCAUGAUUGGCAUGAUAAUUAAAGAAGAGGCGGACAUCUCGAUGGUAUCCUUUGCCUACACAUCCUCCCGUGGCCAGGUGGUGGACUACACCACGCCUCUCUUGGUACAAUACUCAGUCAUACUAGGAAAGCUGGGGCAGCCUGAACUGGAUCCUUGGAGUUUUCACCUGCCACUGGAGCCUUACGUGUGGCUCAGCAUCGUCAUAACACUCCUGCUUGUUUCUGUCGUCAUGCUCCUUCUGUCUUCGACUUCUCGGCCGUUCUUGAGUAAACGCUCUCCCUGCUGGGCCAGUGACGUCUUCCAACUACUUCGUGUUUUGCUACAGCAAGAUAUCUUAACAACGCAUGACAUCUGGCAGCGACGCGUAGUUUUGGCCACCUGGAUGAUAGUAGCCUUUGUGCUGGUGAGGAGUUACGCAAGCAACCUCAUGUCAGUGUUGGCAGUGCGUUAUAUCCAGCAGCCUUACCAAAGCCUGAGGAACGUGCUGGACGAUCCUGGCGUCACCAUGAUCUGGCAGACCAACUCCAGUAGAGUACAAUACUUUCGUGUAAGUCAUUUGUCACCUUAAACAAAUUGUAUAUAUUUCUUCCAGGUUCAGCUCCAUGUCAACCAAAUGCUACUUUUAGUCACUUUUCCAUUUUCUACCCGAAGAAAAGAAGAAAAGUGCAAUAAAGGUGUGAUUGGAAAGA